UCCGUCAAGCUGCCUUUUGCAGAUCUUGCCUGCGUCCUGAAUGCCGCUGCGGAUGUAGAGGAACAGAUCCGUGCAAGCAGGGCACCCAGCGCGUGAAACCCUCGAUUGUCUUUCGGUGUUCCUUCGGAUACAAUUGAUUGACCUUAGCUGUCACUGAACUGACAAGCAGCCGGUUCUUGAUUGAGAAAGAUUUUGAGACCUCCAAAGAUGGCACCUCCGGCAGCCCUGGGCCAGGUGCGUCUGCUGUUCUGAACUGACACACGACACGAGGCGGGACAUCCACACGCUGUAUGUUUCUCUGUGUGAUCAUGCAUUGAUUGAUUGAUUCCUCCAAUGCAGGCACUUCCCGGCCCUUUGGUGACAGAGGAGCCUCUCUUCGGCAUCAGCCACAUCAGCACUGAAGUGGUACGCCUUGACCCUGCUACAUGCCAUACAUCCUAUGCCAUGCACCCGUCUCUGGCUUCUCUCGCUCUGUGUGUGUGUUUCAUUCAGAGGAAUGUGUGGUACCCGAUCGCUGUUGAGCAUGAGGUGCCGCGAAAGAGCGCGACGACCCGGCCCAUUGGCACCCGGCUGCUUGGGGAGCCCAUAGCCAUCUUCAGGGACGAGCACAACGUCGUGCGCUGCCUGGCCGACAGAUGCCCGCACAAGAACGGUCCGUCACGGUGGUAGCACGGAAACACAUCCCUGCGUGUUGCCCGCCUGCCUGGCUGCAGCCAAGUUGUCUGUUGGGCGCGUUAUGGAUGGGAAGCUCGAGUGCUUCUAUCACGGCUGGCAGUUUGAUAGCAAGACGGGCGAGGUCGACCACAUCCCCUUCCUGCUGCCUGACAAACAGAUACCCCCACAGGCUAAGAGCAAGGUCUAUCCGUGUGUGGAAAAGUACCAUCUCAUCUGGGUGUGGCCAGGUCAGACAGACAGAGACGACAGACAGACAGGCCCUUCAACCGGCCGGGCACUUUGUGACUGACAGCCUGGAUGGAUGUGGUGUGCAAUCAGGUGAUGUUGACAAGGCCGACGAGAGUUUGAUUCCCUGCUACCCUGAGUGGCUCGACAGCAAGCUCAACUUCUGGGGCCAGACGACCGAGAUGCCAGUGGACCAUGCCCUCUGGGUAGAGAACCUCAUGGAUCUGGCGCACACGCCAUUCGUGCAUGACGGCCAGUUCGCCAGGCGGUCGCAGGGGAAGCCACUUCGCUACGACACGAGAGCGACCAAGAUCGGCCUCAAGGUGAGAUCGGCACCAGAUGGGCGAGGGAGGGUCCUGCUUCCUCAAGGCGGCUUUCAUUCCUCUCUCUCUCUCUCUCUGUGUGUGUGUGUGUGUGUGUCUGUGUGUGUGUGUGUGUGUGUGUGUGUGUGAUAUCAGGCCGACGUUGAGUUCAUCGGUGCUGCGAAGCGCGACCCCAAGCAGGCGACGGAGUGGGUGGCGCCCUGUACCAGCAUUGUCCGCAUCAACUUCCCGUCUGGCCGAUUCCUCCACAUCUUCUUCUACUCCAUCCCAAUGGGUAAUGAUACACACAUAACAUGCGUCUGUCUACCUGCAGCACCAUGCUCACUCUUGCGUGGUAUGCUAUGCGUGUGUGCACUGCAGCGCCCGGAAUGACCCGGUUUGUGACGACGUUCUAUAGGGACUGGGGUCAUACUCUCAGUUGGAUGGGUCGACUCGUCACGCACACGCCCCUCCGACACAUGGCGUUCCUCGCCAGCUCCGCAGUGCAAUUCCAGGACAUGAUCGCUGUAAGCGACACACACACCGACCGCACCGUCAGUCAUGAGUGUUGGUCAUGGAUGCUUGUGUGUCGGUUCGGUUGCCGCUGCUGUCGUCAGAUGACGUCACAGACACGCAACAUGAAGGAGGGGGCACCAUCCCUGUCUGUGCCCAUACAGGUCAGCCGGCCAGCAAGGCAACGACGGCAGGCGCCAUGGUUGGUUGAUGUGUGUUCCUCCCCGUGCCCUGCCCGUCUGUGGUGUGGUUCUUCCCAUCCCAUCAUGCAGUGUGACGAGAUGGCGCUCAUGUACCGACGAUGGUAUCAGAAGGCUUUCAUGAAAGACGUCUGGUGGAAGGGGUAAGUACACACACGCACACACACACACACAUGCAUGUGUGUGGGAUAUGCGUCAGUCACGUCUGUGUCCAUCCUGCACUGUCCAUCAGUUGGACCGGCGAUUUGGACAUCGAGGACCUCACCGAGUCCGUCGGCCACUCGUGCUUCGGGGCCGACUCAUGCGGCCAGUACGAGCGCGACAUCUCCCGUGCACACAACGCCCAGCCAUAUGUGGAGCGGUGGGCCUUUCUGCACCACAAGGCGGACCCUUUCAAGCCAUCGUGGGCUGGGCAGGCGGCCCUUGUGCUGUCUGCCGGCGCUAUUGGGGCGCUGGGGGCGGUGGUGGCCGUGCGGAUGGCCAAGGCUGCUUAGACGGAUAGAUGGCUGGAUGGAUGUGUCCGUGGUGUGCUGCCGUUAAUGCAGCCAGGCUGCACUGACGGACGGCCGUUAAUGCAGCCAGGCUGCACUGACGGACGGACGUGGCAGUGACGAUGAACGGAAGAAAGCCUUUCAUGCUAUGUGGUGUGUUGUGUUGUGUACUGGAUAGUGCGCUACCUGCCAUUUGCCGUGCUGAUCUAUCUGCCUUUUUCGUUGAUGCGGACUGACUGGCUGAUGGAUGGCAUACACACAUGCAUUCAUAGUGUACCUUAUGCCAUUUUCCUGGAGACCAUUAUCCACUCUUUCGCACAGACUCGCCGACAUGCGUGCACUGCACGUGGUGUAUACUGACUGCGGUGCCAUACGGCAUACUGCCUGAUACAUACCCGGCCCGAACUGUGCUCAUCCCUCAUCUUUUUGAAGGCCAGACCAGGGCAGUGAGUUAGUGGCGUGUUUGUGGAUGUGUGUGUGUUGACGCCACUGACUAAUUCAUUUGAACACGUCGACACAUGGACACGUUGAGCGCGUGGAUGGCUGGAUGGGUGGAUGGCUCAUGUGCGUGCGGUGACGGACUCUCAGAGAAGACAAGAUGCUGUGGUGUGCGUCAAAAUAUCGAGUAGCAUGUCAUUGAUUGAAGUACUGAGUGAGU
Molecule: messenger RNA, 3064 nt
Organism: Vitrella brassicaformis
Lineage: Eukaryota; Vitrellaceae
Source: the annotation of a GenBank genome assembly